ACCGAGACACACGGUGACGGUGGUGAACAACUGGUGAUCAGCCAUUAGCAGCUACGCACAGGUGUUCGAGCUUGCGUGUGUGGUGCGAGAUGAGGAUGACGAGCUGCCGGAGGAGCGCCGCCGUCGCUGCCGCGUUGGUGCUGCUGGCGUUCGGGUGCGGCAUGGUGGAGAGCCGGCGCGUGGCCAGGAUGGGCCUCGGCAUUGACCUGGGCGGCGGGCAGGGGGAGGGCGCCGGGCUCGGCCUCGGCCUUGGUCUCGGGGUUGGAGCGGGCACGGGAGGGGUGUCCGCGUCCGGAUCAGGUUCCGGCUCCGGCUCCGUGGCUGGAGCGGGCUCGACCUCUGAGUCGAGAUCCGGCUCCGUUUUUGUUGGAGGCGCCAGCUCGUCCGCUGGGUCUAGUGCUGGGUCCAGCGCCGGAUCGGCCGGGUCUGGGGCGGGGUCUUCGGUCGGGUCGGGGGCGGGUUCCGGUGGCGGGCAGGGCUAUGGCGGUGGAGGUGGCGGUGUUAGCAAUAAUACUUUAGAGAUAGCCCCUGGCUCCACCUUAGCAUCUCCAGCAGUGAGAAGAUCGUCGGGAGGAAGGGCAUCAGCAGGCGAUGUAGCAGACACGAAGGAUGCCGCCGGCACGGACCUAGAGGUGGCCGGCGGUGGUGGUGGUCUUCUGAUCCCCUUAAGCACCCUUUCAGGAUCGGCUGUUAGGAGUAACCGGGUGCUAACCCGUACGUGUGUUGCCCCCAAGGGGUACGACCUCCUCAUUUUGUAAGUGGUGCGAAGGGGACAGGGACCAAAACCAAAAGUUGGGUCAAUGCCCCCGAUCAGGGCAUGUACUGGGGAUGCAAAUCCUCCCCUUCUUUGUCUCAGUUUGUUAUAACCGUAGAUCAAUUCCAACAUUCUCCCCCUUGAUCGUAUGGUUAAUAAACGUCAUAAGCCCACACUCGAUAGAAAUAACACACCAAAAUAAAGUGUUGCAAUGACCAAUGAGAAGCCACUGAACCUCUUUACCUAUAGUACAUCACUCUAUCUCGAAAUGGAAAACAUAAUACCUUUUGGGAGUUGGUUUAUAAGAUGGUCCUAAUUUCCAGGAUCAAAAAGCUUUCCUAACCCAUGCCGGCAACAUAAUCAUGAGUAUGGGUGGUGAGCCUCUUUGGUAAACGGAUCCGUAAUACAUACAAAUCAUUUUUAUAUGCUUAACAUCAUUAGCUUGAUCUUGGAUUCUAUCUUUCACAACAUGAUACAUAUUGUCAAUGGUUUUGGCAACACCAUUUGACUUGUUGUUACUCGCAUAGAAAACUGUGUGUUCAUAAUGCAGUAGGUGGUUUUUAUAAAUGUUGUCUACCACCUUAAUUUCGGGAAUAGAACUUCUUUGACA
Messenger RNA from Triticum aestivum (bread wheat), 1364 nucleotides. Its product is annotated as putative glycine-rich cell wall structural protein 1. Bases 90 to 758 code for a protein of 222 amino acids. NCBI's taxonomy places the organism in Eukaryota, Viridiplantae, Streptophyta, Magnoliopsida, Poales, Poaceae. The transcript has 2 exons. The record is from RefSeq and is a predicted model, not a curated record.